ACAAAAAAUAAAGUAAUUAAUUAAUUGUGUAAAACAACUAAUAAUAAUAUGUUCAAAGUUUUUGCGCAAACAAUCAGUGAUGCCGUCAGUAGAGCAAUGGCUGAAUUUGCUGGCAAAUGGAAAUUGGAUAAAAGUGACAAUUUUGAUAACUUCUUGAAAGAAUUGGGCAUCAAUUUUAUGAUGCGAAAGAUGGCCGGAACUGCAUCGCCGACGGUCGAGAUCAGCCGCGACGGCGAUUCGUUUACAUUCAAAACCAUUACAUCCAUAAAGACAUCGUCGGUAACCUUUACUUUGGGCCAAGAGUUUGAAGAGGAACGGCUGGACGGGAAAAAAGUUAAGUCGGUGAUGACACUCGAUGGCAAUAAACUGAUCCAAACACAGGUAGACAAUGGCAAAGAGGUCAAGUAUGUCAGAGAGUUUAACGGCGACGUACUAACAGUGACAUCGACGGCCAACGGUGUGGUCUGUGUCCGGGUCUAUAAACGUCUCUAAUAUUUAUGGAUUUAAUAUAUAAUUAAAAAAUUAAAUU
Oppia nitens is the source of this 529-nucleotide messenger RNA. RefSeq names its product fatty acid-binding protein-like. Gene Ontology annotation, biological process: fatty acid transport. Gene Ontology annotation, cellular component: cytosol; nucleus. NCBI's taxonomy places the organism in Eukaryota, Metazoa, Arthropoda, Arachnida, Sarcoptiformes, Oppiidae. Gene Ontology annotation, molecular function: fatty acid binding. The record is from RefSeq and is a predicted model, not a curated record. The coding region runs from base 49 to 492 and encodes 147 amino acids. The transcript is spliced from 4 exons.